Messenger RNA from Ostertagia ostertagi, 381 nucleotides. The record is from the annotation of a GenBank genome assembly. Lineage: Eukaryota; Metazoa; Nematoda; Chromadorea; Rhabditida; Trichostrongylidae.
AUGAUGGGUCGAAUUGUAGUUGAUAUCAAAGAUUUAAAAAAUGUUAAUCGAUUUAUGCUCGUUGCAGCCAUAGCCGGGUUUGCGCGAAUAGCUCCAGGUGACGUAUUUGAAGUUACUGUGCGUCAUGGCAAUCAAAAAUGGCGCACAAGGGGAAGAACGCAGUCGGAUCGAACGCAACAUUGGGACAAAUCGCAAGUGAUUCUCCAAUGCCAACCUGAAGCUAUAAUUGAUGUGAAGGUUGCAGAAGUGCGUAUGUUCAAAGCGAAGCUGUUAUCUGAGCGAUCCUUCGAGCUUUGUGAGCUGUUUUCCUUGGAACCGCAACUUGUGACUAUGAACCUGAACCAAAUUGGGACCAUCAAGUUGCAGUUAGUUGUGACGUGG